Messenger RNA from Prosopis cineraria, 1066 nucleotides. RefSeq names its product transcription factor MYB13-like. Lineage: Eukaryota; Viridiplantae; Streptophyta; Magnoliopsida; Fabales; Fabaceae. The transcript is spliced from 3 exons. Bases 108 to 860 code for a protein of 250 amino acids. The record is from RefSeq and is a predicted model, not a curated record.
UCUCUUUCCAUUUUGUGAUAUAUACACUGCCCAGCUGCACCACUGCCCUUCACUCCGUUUUUCUCAUGUACGGUUAAAAGGAUAUAUAUAUCAAAGCACAGAUCGAGAUGGUGAGGAGUCCCUUUUACGACAAAAACGGAGUUAAGAAAGGUGCGUGGAGUAAAGAAGAGGACCACAAACUCAGAACCUAUGUUCUCAGACAUGGUCAUGCCAAUUGGCGUCAACUCCCCCAGCUUGCAGGUUUAGCAAGGUGCGGAAAAAGUUGCAGACUUCGUUGGAUGAACUACCUGCGCCCAAAUCUAAAGCACGGCAACUACACUCCAGAGGAGGAGCAACUAAUCAUCAAAUGCCACCGACAACUUGGGAAUAAGUGGUCAUUGAUUGCUGAGAAACUUCCAGGACGAACGGAUAAUGAUAUAAAGAACCACUGGCACAGCCACCUAAAGAAGAACUUAAACCAGAGUGACGCUGAAGAGGGGGUAAAAUAUUUGAAGACAGCCGAAUAUAAAGAAUCCGAACGCCCACGUGAGUUUGUGGGUUCUGAGUCACGAAGUCACCAUAUUCUGGAAAGCUCAUGGGCACGGCCCACUUCUUCGGACACGUGCUACACCCAAGAGAACCACUCAGACUCGAGCGUUUCACUCCAACAAUCCACCCUCAAGUCUUACCGGGAAGAUCAGGACAGUGUAGCUUCCUGGGAAACCUCACAAGAACUGAUGACCAGCGAAUUUUGGAGUAGACCAUUUUUAGUAGAAAAUACUUGUGGUUUGGACACACCCCCCUCAAUGUUUUGGUACCCUUACGAGGUUACAGAUUUGAGUCAUGACCUGCUGCUAGACUGGCAAAUACAAAAUUGUUAAUUAUUUGUUUAUCUUAUCGUCUGAGCCGAGAGUCAGAAUUGCCGUCUGUAUGCAUGAUAUAAUUAAUAUGGAAAUUAGUUUGAACUCGAAUCCCCAGUGUGUACACAAAAAUAUAAGUGCAACCGAUGUGUUGAAUACCUGUUACUCUUUUUUUUAAUUGUAAAGAAACUUAGUGUUAAUAAUAUACGGAUGCAAGUUGCGUAUAC